Messenger RNA from Acyrthosiphon pisum (pea aphid), 1076 nucleotides. RefSeq lists its product as uncharacterized. Lineage: Eukaryota; Metazoa; Arthropoda; Insecta; Hemiptera; Aphididae. The record is from RefSeq and is a predicted model, not a curated record.
UUACGAUAACAAAACGAACAUAUAUCGACACUCCGCUCGUUAUCGCGGUCGAGUGGCACGACUCGCACAAUCGACGGUCAUCGCUCGACGACGUCGGACGAAUGCGCGACACGUCAUAUAUUUUUAACUGCCACUGCAGGUCUGAACUACGCGAACUACGCGAUGAACACGAGCCACGAAUCGCUCAAGCUGUGGCUGUCGGACGUGCUGACGGCCGACGGGGCGUACGGCGCAACCGUCGACCGGCCGGCCUCGUUCGACCCGGACAGGGAUCCGCGGCACGCGUCCCGGCCCAAACAGACGCAGCGGCUGUCGUCGGUCGUGGCGUCCGGGCGGCUGACCGUACCAGCCUGCGGCGGGUCGCAUGCCGCCACGGACACCCGGCUGACCGUCAAGCUCAAGCCACCCGUUGAAUUGCUGCGCACCGUGCUCAAGUCCGACCGGCAGUUCCACAACGAGAUGCACGCGUACCAGAACGUGGUGCCAUUCCUGUUCGAACACCUGCCAGACGGGGCCCGCGGGCCCGCGCUCCCCGUGUUCGUGUACGGCCGCAACGAGUGCGGCGCCCGGUGGUCGGAGGACGUCAUCGUGCUGGAAGACCCGCGCAACCACGGUUACGUGCCCGCCCGCACUCCAGAACACGUGGCCGGAGCCGGCAGCGCGCACAUGGACUACGGCCACCUGGCCGUGGCCAUCGCCGCGCUCGGCCGGUUCCACGGCAUGUCGUUCACCGCCAAGCAGAAGAACCCCGUGGCGUUCCGCAAGCUGGUGGGCAACCUGCGCGAGAUCCAGUGGGACGAGGACGGAUGGCUGGUCAAGGGAAACGGGCUCAAGUCGAUGAGCAUGCGCGGCGCCCGGCCGCUGAUGGACCAGGACAAGUACCGGGACGGCAAGCUCAAGGGCUUCCUGACCAUGAUCCGGGAGGCGGACCGCAAUCUCAAGCUGGCGAUGACGCCCAAGGAACCGUUCGCGGUCAUAUGCCACGGAGACUACUGCAAGCCAAACAUACUGUUCGAGUACGACGACGCCGGACAUCCACGGGACGCCAUGAUCACUGAGUUCACAGCCGUCAGGUA